Chinchilla lanigera (long-tailed chinchilla) is the source of this 2784-nucleotide messenger RNA. It is a transcript of the gene Otulinl, whose product is annotated as family with sequence similarity 105, member A. The annotation marks the transcript as partial. The record is from RefSeq and is a predicted model, not a curated record. The transcript has 8 exons. Gene Ontology annotation, cellular component: cytoplasm. Gene Ontology annotation, molecular function: cysteine-type deubiquitinase activity. NCBI's taxonomy places the organism in Eukaryota, Metazoa, Chordata, Mammalia, Rodentia, Chinchillidae. Gene Ontology annotation, biological process: protein linear deubiquitination.
CCGCGCCCGCUCGGUGACCCGGUCCUCCCGCCGACGGCCGCGCCGGUGGAGCGUGGUCCCCUGCACCCCUGUGCCCUGGCCUCCGUGCCAGCCCCGGGGGCACGAGGCUCGCUGCUUCUCGCCUUGGUGGGCCACGUCCCGGCGGCCGUGCCCGGGGUGCGAGCCCAUCGUGACUUCGCGAGCGGGAGUGGAAGUUGGCGGGGCCCGGGGGUGCGUGUGAGUCUCCGUUCUCGGCCCAGCAGGAGCUCUUCGUUCGCUCAGCAGGCUCUGGGGUUGGGAGUCAGCGCGGGAGGUCUGGACCUCACUGCCCUGGAGAGUCUGGGAAGUGACCAAGUUCACUCCUGGACACUAGUUCCAAGCCAGGCCCUAGAUACUGCCUGGCGCAUAGCCAGGGGCUCUGUGAUGCUGGCCGUGUCGCUGCUGGUAGCUACCCUGUGCUACUUCAGGAGGCUGCAUUUGUAUUUAGGACACCGGCUGAAAUGGUGGAUUGGAUAUCUGCAGAGGAAAUUCAAAAGGAACCUCAGCGUGGAGGCAGAAGUUCAUUUGCUCAGUUAUUGCGCAAGAGAAUGGAAAGGAGAAACACCCCAUGCCAAGCUGAUGAGGAAGGCUUAUGAAGAGCUGUUCUGGCGACACCAUAUUAAAUGUGUUCGACAAGUGAAGAGAGAUAAUUACGAUGCUCUGAGAUCGGUGUUGUUUCAGAUAUUCAGCCAGGGCCUUUCUUUCCCGUCCUGGAUGAAGGAAAAGGACAUUGUUAAGCUUCCUGAAAAACUGUUGUUUUCACAAGGUUGUAACUGGAUCCAGCAAUACAGUUUUGGUCCUGAGAAGUAUACAGGUUCCAACGUGUUUGGAAAAUUACGUAAAUGUGUAGAACUGUUGAAAAUGCAGUGGACUGAAUUUAGUGGAAUUAAGGACUAUCACAAGAGAGGAAGCAUGUGCAACAUCCUUUUUUCCGAUGCCAUUCUGGAAUAUAAGCUUUAUGAAGCUUUGAAGUUCAUCAUGCUGUAUCAAGUCACUGAAGUUUAUGAACAAAUGAAGACUAACAAGAUCAUUCCAAGUCUUUUCAGACUCCUGUUUUCCAGAGAGACAUCAUCAGACCCUUUGAGCUUCAUGAUGAAUCACCUUAAUUCUGUGGGCGACACGUGUGGAUUAGAGCAGAUUGACAUGUUUAUACUGGGAUACUCCCUUGAAGUGAAGAUAAAAGUGUUCCGGCUGUUCAAGUUCAACUCCAGAGACUUCGCAGUGUGCUAUCCACAGGAGCCUCUCAGGGAGUGGCCAGAGAUCUCUCUGCUGACUGAAAAUGAUCGUCACUACCACAUUCCUGUCUUUUAAAUCUGCCGUGGACCAGGCACAGGCUCUUGCUGAUGACAGUGGUCAUACGUAAACACAGUAUUUUUGAAAAGCCAAAGCUAGCAUGUCAGCCCUGGAAGGAAUUAGGACCUUUGCUCUGGAAUUACAGGUACACUAGAUGACGAAUGCGUGACUGAUUUUCCUUCCUUGCUUGAUGGUUUCCUCAAAAGCAGCUGCACUGGUAUCACUGGGGUUGGUAACUUGAUCUUGUUCAGGCCGGGUCUGGUCACGUGACAGCAGCGGGCCUUCACUACACAUGGAAGUUCAGUAUGGACAAUGGAAGGCCGAAAGUGAGGAGAAAAUAAGAAGGGGAGAAUGGCCAACCUGGAAAGAAAGAAUCUCUUUGUCUCUGACCUGUGCAGUCUUUAUUAGGAAUCUCAUCUUGGGCUGAUUUUGGAUCCCCAUAAGCAUGGCCAUAUUUUAUAAGCAUUACCUUUCUGGGAAUCUCUGUUGUGUGUUCAUUUUCUAGAACCACUUGAUUAACGUUCAAAUUCUGUGUAUAUGUAUAUAUGCCUAUACACUUAUAUAUACAGAUAAAAUGAUAACCACUACUUUGUAAUACUGUACAGUUUGUUGUAUCCCUCAACUUUUUUGUCACUUGUAUUUGGCCAUUUUAAUGAGUUUUGUUUAGACAAAAAGAUAAAUUCUGUGGAUUAAAACAACUGAAUGACAAUUAUUGAACUGUCACAAAAAUAUUAAUUUUGUGGUGUAUUUCGUGUAUAUUUACGUGUGUAUUUAAUGAGAAGACUCUCAUGAUGGCAGGCUAAAUAAUGACGCCAGACACAGAGGUUGCUGUACCCUAAUCCCAGAACCUGUGAAUGCAUUGGGUUAAACGGGAAAGGAGUCUGAAGGUGGCAGCGGAAACUAAGGUACUAAUCUGCUGACCUUGAGGAGAGAUUGUUCUGGAUUCUGCAGCUGGGCCUAUUGGAAUCAAAAGUGAAAGAGGAACGAGGAAGAGUGUCAAGAGUCGGGGAGAGAGAGGCACCGUUGCUGGCUUUGAAGCUGGAGGGAGUGCUGGGACCCCGAGAAGCUGGAAGAGGCUGGGGCGGAAGAAGCCCAGCCCAUCCAGCACCUGGACGUCCGCCCAGUGAGACGCAGGUCUGACUUGGAACCCGCAGGACUGUACGUGAGGGUCGCAGGUCAGCGUGUAGGCCACCGAGUCUGUGGCAGUGCUGCACAUAUUCUCAGGGUAAUUUUUGGUCCUCUUUAUUUUGGAAGUUCUUUUCUACUUCACCUUGCUAAUCUUUAUUUUGGAAGCACUUUGCUCAUCUGUUUUGAGUUUCAAUAAGUACAAAACAAUUUUUUUAAAUUUUGCUAAUGCCAUACCACUUCAAAGUCACACAUCCUCUCUAACAAGUAAGUGAUUUGCUUAACAGGGUGUUUGGUGCUAACAUUCUUCCACAUGUUCGUAUUCAAUAAAUUUUUUUAAAAAACUUA